This is a messenger RNA of Closterium sp. Yama58-4, 11994 nucleotides long. NCBI's taxonomy places the organism in Eukaryota, Viridiplantae, Streptophyta, Zygnematophyceae, Desmidiales, Closteriaceae. The record is from the annotation of a GenBank genome assembly.
AUGGGAGCAGAUGAGGCGCAGAAGAGGACAGCAAAGAAACACCAGGCGCACUCGUGGACCAAGGAGCGCACUGGUGGACCAGGGCGCGCACUCGUGGACCAAGGAGCGCACUGGUGGACCAAGGAGCGCACUCGUGGACCAAGGAGCGCGCUCGUGGACCAAGGCGCGCUCGUGGACCAAGGAGCGCACUCGUGGACCAAGGAGCGCACUCGUGGACCAAGGAGCGCACUCGUGGACCAAGGAGCGCACUCGUGGACCAAGGAGCGCACUCGUGGACCAAGGCGCGCACUCGUGGACCAAGGAGCGCACUCGUGGACCAAGGAGCGCGCUCGUGGACCAAGGCGCGCUCUCGUGGACCAAGGCGCGCUCUCGUGGACCAAGGCGCGCUCUCGUGGACCAAGGCGCGCUCUCGUGGACCAAGGCGCGCGCUCUUGGACCAAGGCGCGCACUCGUGGACCAAGGAGCGCACUCGUGGACCAAGGAGCGCACUCGUGGACCAAGGAGCGCACUCGUGGACCAAGGCGCGCGCUCGUGGACCAAGGCGCGCUCGUGGACCAAGGAGCGCACUCGUGGACCAAGGAGCGCACUCGUGGACCAAGGAGCGCACUCGUGGACCAAGGAGCGCACUGGUGGACCAAGGCGCGCACUCGUGGACCAAGGAGCGCACUGGUGGACCAAGGAGCGCACUCGUGGACCAAGGAGCGCACUCGUGGACCAAGGAGCGCACUCGUGGACCAAGGAGCGCACUCGUGGACCAAGGAGCGCACUCGUGGACCAAGGAGCGCACUCGUGGACCAAGGAGCGCACUCGUGGACCAAGGCGCGCACUCGUGGACCAAGGAGCGCACUCGUGGACCAAGGCGCACGCUCGUGGACCAAGGCGCGCACUCGUGGACCAAGGAGCGCACUCGUGGACCAAGGAGCGCACUCGUGGACCAUGGAGCGCACUCGUGGACCAAGGAGCGCACUCGUGGACCAAGGAGCGCACUCGUGGACCAAGGAGCGCACUCGUGGACCAAGGCGCGCACUCGUGGACCAAGGAGCGCACUCGUGGACCAAGGAGCGCGCUCGUGGACCAAGGAGCGCGCUCGUGGACCAAGGAGCGCACUCGUGGACCAUGGAGCGCGCUCGUGGACCAAGGCGCGCUCGUGGACCAAGGAGCGCACUCGUGGACCAAGGAGCGCACUCGUGGACCAAGGAGCGCACUCGUGGACCAAGGAGCGCACUCGUGGACCAAGGAGCGCACUCGUGGACCAAGGCGCGCACUCGUGGACCAAGGAGCGCACUCGUGGACCAAGGAGCGCACUCGUGGACCAAGGAGCGCACUCGUGGACCAAGGAGCGCGCUCGUGGACCAAGGAGCGCGCUCGUGGACCAAGGAGCGCACUCGUGGACCAAGGAGCGCGCUCGUGGACCAAGGAGCGCGCUCGUGGACCAAGGAGCGCGCUCGUGGACCAAGGAGCGCGCUCGUGGACCAAGGAGCGCGCUCGUGGACCAAGGAGCGCACUCGUGGACCAAGGAGCGCACCGGUGGACCAAGGAGCGCACUCGUGGACCAAGGAGCGCGCUCGUGGACCAAGGAGCGCGCUCGUGGACCAAGGAGCGCGCUCCUGGACCAAGGAGCGCACUGGUGGACCAAGGAGCGCACUGGUAGACCAAGGAGCGCACUGGUGGACCAAGGAGCGCACUCGUGGACCAAGGAGCGCACUCGUGGACCAAGGAGCGCACUCGUGGACCAAGGAGCGCACUCGUGGACCAAGGAGCGCACUCGUGGACCAAGGAGCGCACUCGUGGACCAAGAAGCGCACUCGUGGACCAAGGAGCGCACUCGUGGACCAAGGAGCGCACUCGUGGACCAAGGAGCGCACUCGUGGACCAAGGAGCGCACUCGUGGACCAAGGAGCGCACUCGUGGACCAAGGAGCGCACUCGUGGACCAAGAAGCGCACUCGUGGACCAAGGAGCGCACUCGUGGACCAAGGAGCGCACUCGUGGACCAAGGAGCGCGCUCCUGGACCAAGGAGCGCACUGGUGGACCAAGGAGCGCACUGGUGGACCAAGGAGCGCACUCGUGGACCAAGGAGCGCACUCGUGGACCAAGGAGCGCACUCGUGGACCAAGGAGCGCACUCGUGGACCAAGGAGCGCACUCGUGGACCAAGGCGCGCACUCGUGGACCAAGGAGCGCACUCGUGGACCAAGGAGCGCACUCGUGGACCAAGGAGCGCACUCGUGGACCAAGGAGCGCACUCGUGGACCAAGGCGCGCGCUCGUGGACCAAGGAGCGCACUCGUGGACCAAGGAGCGCGCUCGUGGACCAAGGAGCGCACUCGUGGACCAAGGAGCGCACUCGUGGACCAAGGCGCGCGCUCGUGGACCAAGGAGCGCACUCGUGGACCAAGGAGCGUGCUCGUGGACCAAGGAGCGCACUCGUGGACCAAGGAGCGCACUCGUGGACCAAGGAGCGCACUCGUGGACCAAGGAGCGCACUCGUGGACCAAGGAGCGCACUCGUGGACCAAGGAGCGCACUCGCGGACCAAGGAGCGCACUCGUGGACCAAGGCGGGCACUCGUGGACCAAGGAGCGCACUCGUGGACCAAGGAGCGCACUCGCGGACCAAGGAGCGCACUCGCGGACCAAGGAGGGCACUCGUGGACCAAGGCGGGCACUCGUGGACCAAGGCGCGCACUCGUGGACCAAGGAGGGCACUCGUGGACCAAGGAGCGCACUCGUGGACCAAGGAGCGCACUCGUGGACCAAGGAGCGCACUCGUGGACCAAGGAGGGCACUCGUGGACCAAGGAGCGCACUCGUGGACCAAGGCGCGCACUCGUGGACCAAGGCGCGCACUCGUGGACCAAGGAGCGCACUCGUGGACCAAGGAGCGCACUCGUGGACCAAGGAGCGCACUCGUGGACCAAGGCGCGCACUCGUGGACCAAGGCGCGCACUCGUGGACCAAGGAGCGCACUCGUGGACCAAGGAGCGCACUCGUGGACCAAGGAGCGCACUCGUGGACCAAGGAGCGCACUCGUGGACCAAGGUGCGCACUCGUGGACCAAGGCGCGCACUCGUGGACCAAGGAGCGCACUCGUGGACCAAGGAGCGCACUCGUGGACCAAGGCGCGCACUCGUGGACCAAGGCGCGCACUCGUGGACCAAGGCGCGCACUCGUGGACCAAGGAGCGCACUCGUGGACCAAGGAGCGCACUCGUGGACCAAGGAGCGCACUCGUGGACCAAGGAGCGCACUCGUGGACCAAGAAGCGCACUCGUGGACCAAGGAGCGCACUCGUGGACCAAGGAGCGCACUCGUGGACCAAGGAGCGCGCUCCUGGACCAAGGAGCGCACUGGUGGACCAAGGAGCGCACUGGUGGACCAAGGAGCGCACUCGUGGACCAAGGAGCGCACUCGUGGACCAAGGAGCGCACUCGUGGACCAAGGAGCGCACUCGUGGACCAAGGAGCACACUCGUGGACCAAGGCGCGCACUCGUGGACCAAGGAGCGCACUCGUGGACCAAGGAGCGCACUCGUGGACCAAGGAGCGCACUCGUGGACCAAGGAGCGCACUCGUGGACCAAGGCGCGCGCUCGUGGACCAAGGAGCGCACUCGUGGACCAAGGAGCGCGCUCGUGGACCAAGGAGCGCACUCGUGGACCAAGGAGCGCACUCGUGGACCAAGGCGCGCGCUCGUGGACCAAGGAGCGCACUCGUGGACCAAGGAGCGCGCUCGUGGACCAAGGAGCGCACUCGUGGACCAAGGAGCGCACUCGUGGACCAAGGAGCGCACUCGUGGACCAAGGAGCGCACUCGUGGACCAAGGAGCGCACUCGUGGACCAAGGAGCGCACUCGCGGACCAAGGAGCGCACUCGUGGACCAAGGCGGGCACUCGUGGACCAAGGAGCGCACUCGUGGACCAAGGAGCGCACUCGUGGACCAAGGAGCGCACUCGCGGACCAAGGAGGGCACUCGUGGACCAAGGCGGGCACUCGUGGACCAAGGCGCGCACUCGUGGACCAAGGAGGGCACUCGUGGACCAAGGAGCGCACUCGUGGACCAAGGAGCGCACUCGUGGACCAAGGAGCGCACUCGUGGACCAAGGAGGGCACUCGUGGACCAAGGAGCGCACUCGUGGACCAAGGCGCGCACUCGUGGACCAAGGCGCGCACUCGUGGACCAAGGAGCGCACUCGUGGACCAAGGAGCGCACUCGUGGACCAAGGAGCGCACUCGUGGACCAAGGCGCGCACUCGUGGACCAAGGCGCGCACUCGUGGACCAAGGAGCGCACUCGUGGACCAAGGCGCGCACUCGUGGACCAAGGCGCGCACUCGUGGACCAAGGAGCGCACUCGUGGACCAAGGAGCGCACUCGUGGACCAAGGAGCGCACUCGUGGACCAAGGCGCGCACUCGUGGACCAAGGCGCGCACUCGUGGACCAAGGCGCGCACUCGUGGACCAAGGCGCGCACUCGUGGACCAAGGAGCGCACUCGUGGACCAAGGAGCGCACUCGUGGACCAAGGCGCGCACUCGUGGACCAAGGCGCGCACUCGUGGACCAAGGAGCGCACUCGUGGACCAAGGAGCGCACUCGUGGACCAAGGAGCGCACUCGUGGACCAAGGAGCGCACUCGUGGACCAAGGUGCGCACUCGUGGACCAAGGCGCGCACUCGUGGACCAAGGAGCGCACUCGUGGACCAAGGAGCGCACUCGUGGACCAAGGCGCGCACUCGUGGACCAAGGCGCGCACUCGUGGACCAAGGCGCGCACUCGUGGACCAAGGAGCGCACUCGUGGACCAAGGAGCGCACUCGUGGACCAAGGAGCGCACUCGUGGACCAAGGCGCGCACUCGUGGACCAAGGCGCGCACUCGUGGACCAAGGAGCGCACUCGUGGACCAAGGAGCGCACUCGUGGACCAAGGCGCGCACUCGUGGACCAAGGAGCGCACUCGUGGACCAAGGAGCGCACUCGUGGACCAAGGCGCGCACUCGUGGACCAAAGCGCGCACUCGUGGACCAAGGCGCGCACUCGUGGACCAAGGCGCGCACUCGUGGACCAAGGAGCGCACUCGUGGACCAAGGAGCGCACUCGUGGACCAAGGAGCGCACUCGUGGACCAAGGAGCGCACUCGUGGACCAAGGAGCGCACUCGUGGACCAAGGCGCGCACUCGUGGACCAAGGCGCGCACUCGUGGACCAAGGAGCGCACUCGUGGACCAAGGAGCGCACUCGUGGACCAAGGCGCGCACUCGUGGACCAAGGCGCGCACUCGUGGACCAAGGAGCUCACUCGUGGACCAAGGCGCGCACUCGUGGACCAAGGCGCGCACUCGUGGAUCAAGGCGCGCACUCGUGGACCAAGGAGCGCACUCGUGGACCAAGGAGCGCACUCGUGGACCAAGGAGCGCACUCGUGGACCAAGAAGCGCACUCGUGGACCAAGGAGCGCACUCGUGGACCAAGGAGCGCACUCGUGGACCAAGGAGCGCGCUCCUGGACCAAGGAGCGCACUGGUGGACCAAGGAGCGCACUCGUGGACCAAGGAGCGCACUCGUGGACCAAGGAGCGCACUCGUGGACCAAGGAGCGCACUCGUGGACCAAGGAGCGCACUCGUGGACCAAGGAGCGCACUCGUGGACCAAGGCGCGCACUCGUGGACCAAGGAGCGCACUCGUGGACCAAGGAGCGCACUCGUGGACCAAGGAGCGCACUCGUGGACCAAGGAGCGCACUCGUGGACCAAGGCGCGCGCUCGUGGACCAAGGAGCGCACUCGUGGACCAAGGAGCGCGCUCGUGGACCAAGGAGCGCACUCGUGGACCAAGGAGCGCACUCGUGGACCAAGGCGCGCGCUCGUGGACCAAGGAGCGCACUCGUGGACCAAGGAGCGCGCUCGUGGACCAAGGAGCGCACUCGUGGACCAAGGAGCGCACUCGUGGACCAAGGAGCGCACUCGUGGACCAAGGAGCGCACUCGUGGACCAAGGAGCGCACUCGCGGACCAAGGAGCGCACUCGUGGACCAAGGCGGGCACUCGUGGACCAAGGAGCGCACUCGUGGACCAAGGAGCGCACUCGUGGACCAAGGAGCGCACUCGCGGACCAAGGAGGGCACUCGUGGACCAAGGCGGGCACUCGUGGACCAAGGCGCGCACUCGUGGACCAAGGAGGGCACUCGUGGACCAAGGAGCGCACUCGUGGACCAAGGAGCGCACUCGUGGACCAAGGAGCGCACUCGUGGACCAAGGAGGGCACUCGUGGACCAAGGAGCGCACUCGUGGACCAAGGCGCGCACUCGUGGACCAAGGCGCGCACUCGUGGACCAAGGAGCGCACUCGUGGACCAAGGAGCGCACUCGUGGACCAAGGAGCGCACUCGUGGACCAAGGCGCGCACUCGUGGACCAAGGCGCGCACUCGUGGACCAAGGAGCGCACUCGUGGACCAAGGCGCGCACUCGUGGACCAAGGCGCGCACUCGUGGACCAAGGAGCGCACUCGUGGACCAAGGAGCGCACUCGUGGACCAAGGAGCGCACUCGUGGACCAAGGAGCGCACUCGUGGACCGAGGCGCGCACUCGUGGACCGAGGAGCGCACUCGUGGACCGAGGAGCGCACUCGUGGACCAAGGAGCGCACUCGUGGACCAAGGAGCGCACUCGUGGACCAAGGCGCGCACUCGUGGACCAAGGCGCGCACUCGUGGACCAAGGCGCGCACUCGUGGACCAAGGCGCGCACUCGUGGACCAAGGAGCGCACUCGUGGACCAAGGAGCGCACUCGUGGACCAAGGCGCGCACUCGUGGACCAAGGAGCGCACUCGUGGACCAAGGAGCGCACUCGUGGACCAAGGAGCGCACUCGUGGACCAAGGCGCGCACUCGUGGACCAAGGCGCGCACUCGUGGACCAAGGCGCGCACUCGUGGACCAAGGCGCGCACUCGUGGACCAAGGAGCGCACUCGUGGACCAAGGAGCGCACUCGUGGACCAAGGCGCGCACUCGUGGACCAAGGCGCGCACUCGUGGACCAAGGAGCGCACUCGUGGACCAAGGAGCGCACUCGUGGACCAAGGAGCGCACUCGUGGACCAAGGAGCGCACUCGUGGACCAAGGCGCGCACUCGUGGACCAAGGCGCGCACUCGUGGACCAAGGAGCGCACUCGUGGACCAAGGCGCGCACUCGUGGACCAAGGCGCGCACUCGUGGACCAAGGAGCGCACUCGUGGACCAAGGAGCGCACUCGUGGACCAAGGCGCGCACUCGUGGACCAAGGCGGGCACUCGUGGACCAAGGAGCGCACUCGUGGACCAAGGAGCGCACUCGUGGACCAAGGAGCGCACUCGCGGACCAAGGAGGGCACUCGUGGACCAAGGCGGGCACUCGUGGACCAAGGCGCGCACUCGUGGACCAAGGAGGGCACUCGUGGACCAAGGAGCGCACUCGUGGACCAAGGAGCGCACUCGUGGACCAAGGAGCGCACUCGUGGACCAAGGAGGGCACUCGUGGACCAAGGAGCGCACUCGUGGACCAAGGCGCGCACUCGUGGACCAAGGCGCGCACUCGUGGACCAAGGAGCGCACUCGUGGACCAAGGAGCGCACUCGUGGACCAAGGAGCGCACUCGUGGACCAAGGAGCGCACUCGUGGACCAAGGCGCGCACUCGUGGACCAAGGAGCGCACUCGUGGACCAAGGAGCGCACUCGUGGACCAAGGCGCGCACUCGUGGACCAAGGAGCACACUCGUGGACCAAGGAGCGCACUCGUGGACCAAGGCGGGCACUCGUGGACCAACGCGCGCACUCGUGGACCAAGGCGCGCACUCGUGGACCAAGGCGCACACUCGUGGACCAAGGCGCGCACUCGUGGACCAAGGAGCGCACUCGUGGACCGAGGAGCGCACUCGUGGACCGAGGAGCGCACUCGUGGACCGAGGAGCGCACUCGUGGACCGAGGAGCGCACUCGUGGACCCAGGAGCGCACUCGUGGACCGAGGAGCGCACUCGUGGACCGAGGAGCGCACUCGUGGACCAAGGCGCGCACUCGUGGACCAAGGCGCGCACUCGUGGACCAAGGAGCGCACUCGUGGACCAAGGAGCGCACUCGUGGACCAAGGAGCGCACUCGUGGACCAAGGAGCGCACUCGUGGACCAAGGAGCGCACUCGUGGACCAAGGCGGGCACUCGUGGACCAAGGCGCGCACUCGUGGACCAAGGCACGCACUCGUGGACCAAGGCGGGCACUCGUGGACCAAGGCGCGCACUCGUGGACCAAGGCGCGCACUCCUGGACCAAGGCGCGCACUCGUGGACCAAGGAGCGCACUCGUGGGCCAAGGAGCGCACUCGUGGGCCAAGGAGCGCACUCGUGGACCAAGGAGCGCACUCGUGGACCAAGGCGCGCACUCGUGGACCAAGGAGCGCACUCGUGGACCAAGGAGCGCACUCGUGGACCAAGGAGCGCACUCGUGGACCAAGGAGCGCACUCGUGGACCAAGGAGCGCACUCGUGGACCAAGGCGCGCACUCGUGGACCAAGGCGCGCACUCGUGGACCAAGGCGCGCACUCGUGGACCAAGGAGCGCACUCGUGGACCAAGGAGCGCACUCGUGGACCAAGGCGGGCACUCGUGGACCAAGGCGCGCACUCGUGGACCAAGGCACGCACUCGUGGACCAAGGCGGGCACUCGUGGACCAAGGCGCGCACUCGUGGACCAAGGCGCGCACUCGUGGACCAAGGCGCGCACUCGUGGACCAAGGAGCGCACUCGUGGACCAAGGAGCGCACUCGUGGACCAAGGCGGGCACUCGUGGACCAAGGCGCGCACUCGUGGACCAAGGCGCGCACUCCUGGACCAAGGCGCGCACUCGUGGACCAAGGAGCGCACUCGUGGGCCAAGGAGCGCACUCGUGGGCCAAGGAGCGCACUCGUGGACCAAGGAGCGCACUCGUGGACCAAGGCGCGCACUCGUGGACCAAGGAGCGCACUCGUGGACCAAGGAGCGCACUCGUGGACCAAGGAGCGCACUCGUGGACCAAGGAGCGCACUCGUGGACCAAGGAGCGCACUCGUGGACCAAGGAGCGCACUCGUGGACCAAGGAGCGCACUCGUGGACCAAGGCGCGCACUCGUGGACCAAGGAGCGCACUCGUGGACCAAGGAGCGCACUCGUGGACCAAGGAGCGCACUCGUGGACCAAGGAGCGCACUCUUGGACCAAGGCGCGCGCUCGUGGACCAAGGAGCGCACUCGUGGACCAAGGAGCGCGCUCGUGGACCAAGGAGCGCACUCGUGGACCAAGGAGCGCACUCGUGGACCAAGGCGCGCGCUCGUGGACCAAGGAGCGCACUCGUGGACCAAGGAGCGCGCUCGUGGACCAAGGAGCGCACUCGUGGACCAAGGAGCGCACUCGUGGACCAAGGAGCGCACUCGUGGACCAAGGAGCGCACUCGUGGACCAAGGAGCGCACUCGUGGACCAAGGAGCGCACUCGCGGACCAAGGAGCGCACUCGUGGACCAAGGCGGGCACUCGUGGACCAAGGAGCGCACUCGUGGACCAAGGAGCGCACUCGUGGACCAAGGAGCGCACUCGCGGACCAAGGAGGGCACUCGUGGACCAAGGCGGGCACUCGUGGACCAAGGCGCGCACUCGUGGACCAAGGAGGGCACUCGUGGACCAAGGAGCGCACUCGUGGACCAAGGAGCGCACUCGUGGACCAAGGAGCGCACUCGUGGACCAAGGAGGGCACUCGUGGACCAAGGAGCGCACUCGUGGACCAAGGCGCGCACUCGUGGACCAAGGCGCGCACUCGUGGACCAAGGAGCGCACUCGUGGACCAAGGAGCGCACUCGUGGACCAAGGAGCGCACUCGUGGACCAAGGCGCGCACUCGUGGACCAAGGCGCGCACUCGUGGACCAAGGAGCGCACUCGUGGACCAAGGGCGCACUCGUGGACCAAGGCGCGCACUCGUGGACCAAGGAGCGCACUCGUGGACCAAGGAGCGCACUCGUGGACCAAGGAGCGCACUCGUGGACCAAGGCGCGCACUCGUGGACCAAGGCGCGCACUCGUGGACCAAGGCGCGCACUCGUGGACCAAGGCGCGCACUCGUGGACCAAGGAGCGCACUCGUGGACCAAGGAGCGCACUCGUGGACCAAGGCGCGCACUCGUGGACCAAGGCGCGCACUCGUGGACCAAGGAGCGCACUCGUGGACCAAGGAGCGCACUCGUGGACCAAGGAGCGCACUCGUGGACCAAGGAGCGCACUCGUGGACCAAGGUGCGCACUCGUGGACCAAGGCGCGCACUCGUGGACCAAGGAGCGCACUCGUGGACCAAGGAGCGCACUCGUGGACCAAGGCGCGCACUCGUGGACCAAGGCGCGCACUCGUGGACCAAGGCGCGCACUCGUGGACCAAGGAGCGCACUCGUGGACCAAGGAGCGCACUCGUGGACCAAGGAGCGCACUCGUGGACCAAGGCGCGCACUCGUGGACCAAGGCGCGCACUCGUGGACCAAGGAGCGCACUCGUGGACCAAGGAGCGCACUCGUGGACCAAGGAGCGCACUCGUGGACCAAGGAGCGCACUCGUGGACCAAGGAGCGCACUCGUGGACCAAGGCGCGCACUCGUGGACCGAGGAGCGCACUCGUGGACCGAGGAGCGCACUCGUGGACCAAGGAGCGCACUCGUGGACCAAGGAGCGCACUCGUGGACCAAGGCGCGCACUCGUGGACCAAGGCGCGCACUCGUGGACCAAGGCGCGCACUCGUGGACCAAGGCGCGCACUCGUGGACCAAGGCGCGCACUCGUGGACCAAGGCGCGCACUCGUGGACCAAGGCGCGCACUCGUGGACCAAGGCGCGCACUCGUGGACCAAGGCGCGCACUCGUGGACCAAGGCGCGCACUCGUGGACCAAGGAGCGCACUCGUGGACCAAGGAGCGCACUCGUGGACCAAGGAGCGCACUCGUGGACCAAGGAGCGCACUCGUGGACCAAGGAGCGCACUCGUGGACCAAGGAGCGCACUCGUGGACCAAGGCGCGCACUCGUGGACCAAGGAGCGCACUCGUGGACCAAGGAGCGCACUCGUGGACCAAGGCGGGCACUCGUGGACCAAGGCGCGCACUCGUGGACCAAGGCGCGCACUCGUGGACCAAGGCGCACACUCGUGGACCAAGGCGCGCACUCGUGGACCAAGGAGCGCACUCGUGGACCAGGAGCGCACUCGUGGACCGAGGAGCGCACUCGUGGACCGAGGAGCGCACUCGUGGACCGAGGAGCGCACUCGUGGACCCAGGAGCGCACUCGUGGACCGAGGAGCGCACUCGUGGACCGAGGAGCGCACUCGUGGACCAAGGCGCGCACUCGUGGACCAAGGCGCGCACUCGUGGACCAAGGAGCGCACUCGUGGACCAAGGAGCGCACUCGUGGACCAAGGAGCGCACUCGUGGACCAAGGAGCGCACUCGUGGACCAAGGAGCGCACUCGUGGACCAAGGCGCACUCGUGGACCAAGGCGCGCACUCGUGGACCAAGGCACGCACUCGUGGACCAAGGCGGGCACUCGUGGACCAAGGCGCGCACUCGUGGACCAAGGCGCGCACUCGUGGACCAAGGCGCGCACUCGUGGACCAAGGAGCGCACUCGUGGACCAAGGAGCGCACUCGUGGACCAAGGAGCGCACUCGUGGGCCAAGGAGCGCACUCGUGGACCAAGGAGCGCACUCGUGGACCAAGGCGCGCACUCGUGGACCAAGGAGCGCACUCGUGGACCAAGGAGCGCACUCGUGGACCAAGGAGCGCACUCGUGGACCAAGGAGCGCACUCGUGGACCAAGGAGCGCACUCGUGGACCAAGGCGCGCACUCGUGGACCAAGGCGCGCACUCGUGGACCAAGGCGCGUACUCGUGGACCAAGGAGCGCACUCGUGGACGAAGGAGCGCACUCGUGGACCAAGGAGCGCACUCGUGGAGCCUUUAGUAACAUACCUAGGCGCCUCUAGUAACAUACCUAGGUAG